This is a messenger RNA of Rotaria socialis, 585 nucleotides long. The record is from the annotation of a GenBank genome assembly. NCBI's taxonomy places the organism in Eukaryota, Metazoa, Rotifera, Eurotatoria, Philodinida, Philodinidae.
AUGGCAGAUUCAAAUAUAAACAUUGAACUUUCUCCUAAUGAAGUACGUAAUUUAGAAACUCAUGGUUAUAAAUCACGUAAUACUUCACAACGAAAUUCAAUUCUUAUUAGCAACAGCGGAGCUAAUCUUGGUGUUAAUACUAGUGGAAAUAAUGCAUCCUUAAGAGUACGUCGUGAAUCAUCAAUAAAUUCUUUCGCUCGUGCUGCAUAUGAACGUCGUUUUAUUCGAUAUGAAAAUACAUAUCAAAUGGAACCUGAUGACGAGCAUAGAAUUGAUUUAGUUCGCAUACGCCGAGUUGCAACAAGUAUUAUUGAAACAGCUAUAGCGGGCUAUAAAUAUGAUGGAAGUCAAGCAACAGUAUUCACAAUGGCAUUAGCUGAUCGAAUCCGUAGUCAAAUGAAACAAUUACCAUUUUCACGUUAUAAAAUUAUUACACAAGUGUGUAUUGGACAGAAGAGAGGUCAAGAUCUACGUAUUGCUAGUCGAUGUGUAUGGGACUCUAAACAGGAUCGUCAUAUAACAAUUACCAAAGAAAGUUCAGAUGCUUAUGUAACGGCGACAAUUUUUUUUAUUUAUUCCGAAUAA